AUGGCGACGCCGUCGUCGUCGCUUUGCUCCAGCUUCGCUUCCCUGCGGACCGCCUCCAUCGGCCACCGUCGUGGCCUCACCUCCUCCACGCCAAGGAAGGCAUUCCAAGUGAGGGCAUCAGCUCGGGUUGACAAGUUCUCAAAGAGUGACAUCAUUGUGUCCCCAUCCAUUCUAUCUGCAAACUUUGCCAAGCUUGGUGAUCAGGUAAAAGCUGUGGAGGUGGCAGGAUGCGACUGGAUUCAUGUCGAUGUCAUGGACGGGCGCUUUGUGCCAAAUAUCACAAUUGGACCUUUGGUUGUUGAUGCUCUGCGUCCAGUGACUGAUCUUCCGUUGGAUGUACAUCUGAUGAUUGUGGAACCUGAGCAGCGAGUCCCUGAUUUUAUCAAGGCAGGUGCUGAUAUUGUUAGUGUCCACUGUGAACAAACAUCGACCAUCCAUUUGCACCGAACAGUCAAUCAGAUUAAAAGUCUAGGAGCAAAGGCAGGAGUUGUUUUGAAUCCAGCAACUCCACUCGCUGCAAUUGAUUACGUUCUUGAUGUUGUUGACCUGGUGUUGAUUAUGUCUGUGAAUCCUGGGUUUGGUGGCCAGAGCUUUAUCGAGAGUCAAGUAAAGAAAAUUGCAGAAUUGAGAAGGUUAUGUGCAGAGAAGGGAGUGAACCCCUGGAUUGAGGUUGAUGGUGGUGUUGGUCCGACAAAUGCCUACAAGGUUAUUGAAGCUGGGGCGAAUGCCAUCGUUGCUGGUUCUGCAGUUUUUGGGGCUCCAGACUACGCUGAAGGCAUGGUUUCUUCUCAGUGUCAUUCAUGCUCUAAAUUUGAAAUUCCAUAUAGCUAUCAAAGGAAUCAAGACCAGCCAAAGACCUGUAGCUGUACCCGCAUAAGGAACUGGACGUAUGAAAGGAGACGGAGGCAGUGGGGAAAUAUCCUUUUCUUCUCAUUUUCCACGAGGACACCGUGCACUGCUCCCAGAUGGGGCAUGAACUAG
Messenger RNA from Miscanthus lutarioriparius, 981 nucleotides. The record is from the annotation of a GenBank genome assembly. Lineage: Eukaryota; Viridiplantae; Streptophyta; Magnoliopsida; Poales; Poaceae.